Messenger RNA from Boleophthalmus pectinirostris (great blue-spotted mudskipper), 2019 nucleotides. RefSeq names its product histone H2B 1/2-like. Gene Ontology annotation, molecular function: protein heterodimerization activity; structural constituent of chromatin; DNA binding. Lineage: Eukaryota; Metazoa; Chordata; Actinopteri; Gobiiformes; Gobiidae. The transcript has a single exon. Gene Ontology annotation, cellular component: nucleosome. The record is from RefSeq and is a predicted model, not a curated record. Bases 706 to 1080 code for a protein of 124 amino acids.
UUUUUGGGGUAACUAUUAGUUGCACUUGUCAGUUAACAUUCUGAAACAAAAUGGAAGCUCCACAAAAAAAACAUUUCACGCAAGUAGCAUCUUUUUAAUAAAACUAUUAAAGUGUGACUCCCCUUUAAAAUACGCAUGGUUGCACCGAUUUCGUGCAUACAAUUCUCUGAAGUUUGCGCCAGGAUUCCUUCAAUAAAAUAUUUGGUGUUGCCUUAUUUGGAAGUUUUUUUUUCUGCAUGAAACAUGGAUUGUGAAGAGGAGCGUAGAGACUGCUGUGAGUUUAGUGAAAUUCAGAGGUUGGAGUUAUUGCGCUGACGUCCCGUGUCAGCAUUAUUUGUCCUAAAGAGCAAAGGAACGUUGGAUUUAUACUCCGUUCCCUGUGAAGCGCUGAAGCUACAAAUGUCAGAGCUUUCAGUGAAAUUGGGGCAUGUUUUAUUGUGGACAGUGGAGACUGACUUAACUCCGUCACAUUUAGUUAAAGGCAAAAAUAACUUGAGGAGGACUGGGCAUCUCGAGAACAAAACAGGGGAUGGGUGCUUUUAGUCCGUUUCCCUCCAAAAAUCACUGAAGACCGCACAGCCCCUCCCAUAAACCCCCUGCACAUCCUGCGCGCGCUCGGGCUUCACCAAUCAGAGCGCAGCGAGGCCCAGAUAAAAGCAGCGGCCGCGCUCCCGUUUCCUCAGUGUCCUGAUUCCGAUCAGAAAAAUGCCUGAACCCGCCAAGGCUGCGCCCAAGAAGGGCUCCAAGAAAGCCGUGACCAAGACCGCCGGGAAAGGCGGUAAGAAGAAGAGAAAGACCAGGAAGGAGAGCUACGCCAUCUACGUGUACAAGGUGCUCAAGCAGGUCCACCCCGACACCGGCAUCUCCUCCAAGGCCAUGAGCAUCAUGAACUCUUUCGUCAACGACAUCUUUGAGCGCAUCGGCGGAGAGGCCUCCCGCCUGGCGCACUACAACAAGCGCUCCACCAUCACCUCCAGGGAGAUCCAGACCGCCGUGCGUCUCCUGCUGCCCGGAGAGCUGGCCAAGCACGCCGUGUCCGAGGGCACCAAGGCCGUCACCAAGUACACCAGCUCCAAGUAAACUGCUCCACCACAAUAUACACACACAACGGCUCUUUUAAGAGCCACACAUUCUACUAAAGGGCUUUUCUGUUUCAUCUCUGCUUUUCUUUGUCUAUCACAUAAGUCCUGUGUGUUUCUGUAAACGUUUGUAACUCUACUAUUGCAUUUGGUCAUCUAUACAUUUAUCUGUUAAACUGCUCACAAUCUCAGGAUUGCAGUUAAUAAAAUAGAAGGUAAUUUUAAAAUCCUUAGCACUAUCAAAUUUGAAAUGACUAUUUUACUUGAUUAAACCAGCAGGUCCCGUUGAUUUGUAGAAUAUUUUGAGACCUGACCAAAGCAGCAGCUAAACAAAAAUCAUAAUUAUAAAAACAUGUAUCCCAAGAAACAGACUUCUCUGUCACUGUGCUUCACAAUUUUCAUGAAGUUACCAAGUGACACCAUGGAUAUCUGUCUAUACCUUAUUCCCACUGAUGGAAGAAUACAUGUGUUAUGAAGGCAGGGCGGUAAUAUCGCGUAAGUCAGAGUGCAGUACCAAGCCUGUUUUGUAAGCAGAUAAAAAGUUGACAGUGUUUUCAUUAUUGAUUUGUGCAUCAUCAAGUCACGUUAUUUGGAUCUUUUGUCACGCUUCAGUCAGCCUUACGUAUGUGUUUGGGGAUUAUGUUUUCUACUGAGCAGUUGGGAUUAAUGAGGAUAUUUUAUUGUCUGAGUGAUCGUGUCUCUGAACAAUUAGUAUUACUCAAGUUUGAAACAAUGACAGUCAUUUUAGCCUAUUUGGACAUUUAAUGUAGCCCAUUUCUUUUUUUCUUUUCAGUAUUCAAUUGAACCAGCAAUACUGGAACAAAAUGGUCAAGAAAAUAAUUACAAAAAGAUUAGAAAUGAUACAAGACAUGUCUUAACAUUUAAACAUUUCUAAUGACAAUGGUGGGCCUGUGUUUUUGUAGUGUGUUCAGUCCGGGUA